Messenger RNA from Uloborus diversus, 967 nucleotides. Its product is annotated as solute carrier family 12 member 3-like. Gene Ontology annotation, cellular component: membrane. The record is from RefSeq and is a predicted model, not a curated record. Gene Ontology annotation, biological process: potassium ion import across plasma membrane; sodium ion transmembrane transport; chloride ion homeostasis. The transcript has 7 exons. Bases 22 to 849 code for a protein of 275 amino acids. Lineage: Eukaryota; Metazoa; Arthropoda; Arachnida; Araneae; Uloboridae. Gene Ontology annotation, molecular function: sodium:potassium:chloride symporter activity.
CAGAUUUCUGGUAUUGGAAAAAUGAAACCAAAUAUACUGAUGAUGGGUUUCAAAGAGGAUUGGCAAAGCUGUGAUUCAAAAGAUAUGCUGGAUUACUUUUAUAUUAUCCAUGAGACACUCAACGCCCAUUUAUCGCUCUGCAUAUUGAGAAUACCCGGCGGUACAAGUUUUGCAAAAUAUUUUGAGACUGAAGACGGUUUUCCGCUAGCUGCAGACCUGCAAAGAAAGCAGAAGCAGAAAAAAGUAGAUCAAUUCCAAGAGCUAAAAAUUGUUUUGGAAACCGUGGAAGAAGAGGAAUCCGUCAUCGAAUGCCAUUCAACGCCCCCACCUUAUGCUUCUAUACCAAAAAUCGACAUAACUCGCUCGUCAUCAUUCGAUGCCAUUACGGUUUGUGAGGAUACUGCAAAUGACAUCGAGAAAGACCUGGAAUUUAUGCCUCCAAACUUCAGCAAAGUAGCAAACAUGUUCCACGUAAAACAACCUAAAGGUACCAUUGACGUCUGGUGGUUGUACGAUGAUGGAGGUCUCACUCUUCUUUUGCCCUAUAUCAUGACUACAAGAAAUCGAUUUAGAGACAAUAAGUUGAGAGUGUUUUCAGUGGCGCAAGACGAUAAUGUGAUCAGUGAGGAACAAAUCAAUUUAGCUGCUCUGCUGAAUAAGUUUCGCAUUCCAUUUUCAGACUUAUCUGUACUUUCAUCUGUUGGAGAGCCGCUGCACGAAGAGAGUUCUCAAAAAUUUGAAACCAUCAUUUCAAAAUGGCUAACCAAAGAUGAAAGUAGAAAAGACAGUACAGCUAUCACAAGAACAAUUUUGAAUAAUCACAAGAUGAAGGACACUGCCAUUGCCUAGAAAGGAUACCUGUCCUGCUCCUCUGUACAUGGCAUGGCUCGAAAUACUCACGCACGAUCUUCCACCGUUCUUGUUAGUGAGAGGAAAUCAGAACUCUGUCUUAACAUUCUAUUCUUAA